Messenger RNA from Colletotrichum phormii, 2094 nucleotides. RefSeq names its product cytochrome P450. NCBI's taxonomy places the organism in Eukaryota, Fungi, Ascomycota, Sordariomycetes, Glomerellales, Glomerellaceae. The record is from RefSeq and is a predicted model, not a curated record. Gene Ontology annotation, molecular function: heme binding; iron ion binding; monooxygenase activity. The transcript is spliced from 5 exons. Bases 414 to 1922 code for a protein of 502 amino acids.
AAUCCGCGCCCUCAUGGUCAGCGCCGUCAGAUGUGUGUGGCCAUGAAACGCGGCGUCCCACCAUCCCAAAUGCCGCUCUACGCUCAAGCCCCCAACAAACACGACUCCCCCGCCUCGACAUUUCGCUGUGCAACGUCACUGGGGAUCAUCGGAUGGGAAGCCGUACUGUUUCAAUUGGCUAGAGGUUACACCGUUCAUCCCCGGGGCGGGCUCGGCUCCGGUCGUAAACGUGUCUUUUGCGUCUUCGGCGAGCAUGCGCCCGGAAAUAAGUUUUCGUCUGCAUUCGGGCAGAUAUAAGCUGCUCACCAUCCCGCUGAUAUCAUGGGAAAGUACUGGGCAGAAAGAGUUCACUUCCUGUCAGAACCAACUAGCCAACCAUCGGGUAAUUUGCCAACAACGCUACAGCAUUCAACAUGAUUAUUCCACACGAUAUCUCAACUUUAGGCAAUGUGCGGCUCGCGGUCGCUUUGCCAAUUGUCCUGGUUGCCUUGGGAGUUUUCCGUCUGAUCUCAAGGGUGGUCUACAAUAUUUACUUCCAUCCGCUCAAAGACUACCCUGGCCCGAAGCUCCAUGCCGCUACUCGGAUCCCGCUUAGCCGAAUGAUCACCAGUGGUAAGGCUCACAAGAGACUGGCAGAGCUUCACAACAAAUAUGGACCAGUCGUCAGGCUCGGCCCAGACACGAUCGACUGGGCCGAUCCGCGCGCUUUCAAGGACUUGAUGGGCCACAGCAAGGGCGGCGGUGGCAUGGAGAACUACAAAGACCCCGUCAACGCCAGAUACAAGCCGCAUAGCAUCAUUAACUCUGGCCGCGAGGAUCAUGCACGUAUUCGCCGCGUUCUGGCCCACGGAUUCUCCGCCCAGGCCAUGGUUGAUCAGCAACCUCUCAUCCAAACACAAAUCGACUUGUUGAUCCGGCGACUUCAUGAGAACUGCGAGGACGGAGGAAAGGCGCUGAACAUGGUUUCGUGGUACAACUGGACAACCUUUGACAUCAUUGGAGAUCUGGCUUUCGGUGAGCCAUUUGGUUGUCUCGAGAAUUCGGACUAUCACCCAUGGGUGUCAAUCAUUUUCGACAACAUCCAUGCUGGUGUAUGGCGGAAUCAGUUCCAGAGGUACUGGAUCACGCGUCCAUUUGCCAAGUGGUUGAUUCCGAAAGAAUUGAAGAAUAAGACAAAGUUCCACAACGAUAUGAGCCAGGAAAAGGUUCAACGUCGCAUGGCACUAGGGGAAUCGAGGCCCGACUUUGUUCAGUCUAUGAUGAUGAAGGAAGGCCCCUUGGCCAUGUCAAAACCGGAAAUUGAGCAAACUGCAGAUACCUUGAUCAUCGCCGGCUCAGAGACGACGGCAUCAGUGCUUUCGGGAGUAACUUAUUUCCUCACCAUGCACCCCGAAGCCAUGGCCAAAUUGGCACAAGAAGUCCGCACUUCAUUCAGCUCGGAGCAAGAAAUCGACGUUCUCAGCGUUCAAAAACUCCGUUAUAUGCUCGCAGUCCUCGACGAGAGUAUGCGCGUCUACCCAGUCGUACCCAUGGGCCUCACUCGAGUUGUGAAGCCGGGUGGUGACUACAUCUGCGAGAGAUUCGUGCCUGCCGGUACGAGAGUGAUGGUCUCCCAGUGGCCCAUGUAUCACAACGAGAAGUAUUUCGUCGAGCCCAACUCUUUCAUACCUGAGAGGUGGCUUGGAGAUUCGCGCUUCGAGAAUGAUGAUAAAGCGGCACUUCAGCCAUUCUCUUUUGGUCCUCGAAACUGCAUCGGCCGGAACCUGGCCAUGUCUGAGAUGCGAGUCAUCCUUGCAAGAGUCAUUUGGAACUUCGACAUGCAAAUCGCGGACGACAGCAAGAACUGGACCGAUCAACAGCUAUUUGGCUUGUGGAAGAAGGGUCCUCUUAAUGUGAGAUUAACACCUCGGAAGACAGAGUGAGAGCUUGUCUCAGGGGGCAUCUGAAACACCGCUCCUGGCAUCGCUUGCGGAAGCUUUUAUCUACGGGCUUGCACGCGUUUCUGGCAGAAGCAUGGGUGGCUUUAAACCGCGAUAAGAUUGAAACCACUUGAAUAGUACAUAAUACCAUCUAUCUUCGUUCUACAGCUUCGAC